Cryptotermes secundus is the source of this 3505-nucleotide messenger RNA. Its product is annotated as RNA-binding protein 25. The transcript has 18 exons. Bases 114 to 2858 code for a protein of 914 amino acids. Gene Ontology annotation, molecular function: mRNA binding. The record is from RefSeq and is a predicted model, not a curated record. Gene Ontology annotation, biological process: mRNA processing; regulation of alternative mRNA splicing, via spliceosome. Gene Ontology annotation, cellular component: spliceosomal complex. NCBI's taxonomy places the organism in Eukaryota, Metazoa, Arthropoda, Insecta, Blattodea, Kalotermitidae.
UGGCAUCCGCCAUUUUGGUAAUGUGGCUUGAAGUUGUGUAGUUCUAGGAGGAAUAAAUAUUCAUGAAAUUCCGUAAUCCGGAAAGGAAACCAUAGUGCAGUAUCUUUCUUCAGAUGUCAGUUGAUCCCAGUGAAAUUGUCCAGGCCAGCUCCUCAAUAUACGAAGCAACUCCAGGGAGUAUCCCCACCACAUACAUCCCAACGACUACAGCUGGCAGUGUUGGUUUCAUGGUGAUGUCAUACCCGGGGAGACCACCCAUGGUUCCCGGGAUUCCUGCAAUGCCACCUACAAUGGCAAUGCCAUACAUGCAGCUUGGAGCUCCGCCUCCACUGAUGCAGGCUGUGAUGCCUAUGCCGCCGCAUAUGAUACCUGGUCCCCCAAUGCCCCCGCUGCCAGGGCCCCCAAUGCGCCCAUAUAGGCCACAUCCCCAUCAUCCACCACAUCAUGGAAAUUCAGGAGCAAUACGCGCCAACUCAUACAGUAAGAGACAACAUGAGCCAUCAGGACCACCUGUCACAGUUUUUGUAGGGAAUAUUACUGAACGAGCACCAGAUGCAAUGAUAAGACACAUCCUGGCUGCUUGUGGCCAUGUUGUCUCAUGGAAGCGAGUGCAAGCCUUCGGGUUUUGUGAGUUUGGCUGUCCAGAUUCUGGUCUGCGCGCUAUUCGGCUCCUGCAUGACAUGGACUUAGGAGGAAAGAAGUUAGUGGUGAAGGUGGAUGCAAAGACAAAGACUGUGUUGGAUGAAUACAAAGCUGACCGCCGGCGGAAGCUACGAGGGCGAUCGCCCCUCCAGGAUGAGACUCCAGAUGAAGAUGACUAUAUGGAUGAAGCAAUGAAACACACUGACAAAGUCGCCAUGGAACGCAUUGUGGCGACCAUGGAGGAUUAUGAGUCUGACAUGAAUAACUACUCUGGUCCGCUUGGCAAGGGAGAUCGAAGCAGAUCAGAGAGCAAGGACCGCAAAAUGUCCAAAACUCAGGAGAAACUGCUCAAGCUCAGUCAGGGCCAGGGCCAAAGUAAUGAUGUCCCUCAAGAUGCAGGACUGAUGCUGGAUGAUGUAGACAUUGAAGAAGGAAAACGUGACUUAAUCACACGGGAGAUCGGAAAAUUUCGAGAGAUCAUGAAGAAGCAGGAGGAGGAGAAAGAGGUAGAAAGACGGCGAAGAGAGCUCGAAGAGCGGGAGUCUCGUGAGCGAGCAGCUGCAUCUGGUCGUGAUAGAGAUCGGGACAGAGGGCGGGAUAGAGACCAUAGGGCACGCACUCGUACACCACCUACAUCCCAUAGCCCCUCGCCACGUUCACGGUCAAGGUCACGCAGCAGGGAACUUAGCCGCAGUGCAUCACCUGGAAGCAGUUCAUAUUCUAACAAGAUACGAUCAAAGGGCAGAGACCGUGCAAGAAGAUCACAUUCCAGGGAUAGAGAGAGAGAGCGUGAGAGGGAAAGGGAACGAGAACGAGAGAGAGAAAGGGAGCGAGAACGUGAGAGAGAAGACCAGAAGAAAACGGAACGUGAGAUGCUGAGGGAAAGAGAAGAGGAGGAAGAAGCAAAGGAAAGAAAGAAACAAGACCGCAGAGCCCGUGUGAAGGAAGCCGCCUACCAGGAGCGACUGCGAGACUGGGAGGCAAGGGAACGUCGCAAGGCAAAGGAACAUGAGAAGGAGAAAGAACGAGAAAGAUUAAAAGAAGAGGAUCGGGAGCGAGAAGCCAAAAGACUCAAAGAGUUUUUGGAGGAUUAUGAUGAUGAACGUGACGAUGCAAAAUACUAUAAGGGGCGUGAACUGCAGAGAAGGCUGGCAGAAAGAGAGAAAGAGAUUGAACAAGAUGGACGUGACCGUCAGAGAGAGAAAGAGGAGUUGGAGGAGCUGAAAACUAAAAUUUUCUCAGAGGAGCAUGAUGAUCCAAGUGCAGAAUUUGAGCGAAUGAAACAAGAAAGGGAAGAGCAGUAUAAGCCAAAGAUCCUUAUUGAUGUGAAACUGGAACAUAGCCGUCAACGAGAACGUGAAAGAGAGAGGGAGCGUGAACGAGAACGUGAGCGGCAGAAUAAGGAAGAGGAAGAGGAAUUGGAGCGUCAGGCAGCUGAGUUUGAGCAACAGGCAGCAGCCAUGAUCUCAUCCCCACCGCCACCUGAACCAACGGAGAGCACACAGGAGAGUGAUGAUGACAGGGGUGCAGAUCAGUUCACCAGCCCCGUGGCCACUCACGACCAUCCUCUUGGUGCAGAAGAGGAGAGUCAGACUUCCGUUGUAUCGAGUGGUGGUGAGGAAAAAGCAGUGAUAAAGAUUUGGAACUCGCCUGUACAACAACAGCAGCAACAACAACCAAGCACACCUGGUCCAACAACAGCAGCCCCACCACCUGGAAAGCAGAAGAAAAAGUUGGAUUUGAAGGAGGUUUUCAAUACGGAUGAUGAUGAUGACAGCAAUCUUGGUUCUGGCAAGAAAAGAAAGCUUGUUCCUCUAGAUUAUGGUGAAGAAAAGAAGAAGAAAGAGGAGAAGAAGGAAGAGGUAACAAAAUCUCAGGAGGAGAAGAGAAAACACAUCAAAACACUCAUAGAGAAAAUUCCAACAGAGAAAGCUGCUCUCUUUGCCUUCCAGUUGGACUGGGCUGCUGUAGACAAUCAACUAAUGGAGAGGCGCAUACGACCAUGGAUUAAUAAAAAAAUCAUAGAGUACAUUGGCGAGCCAGAACCUACCUUAGUCGACUUCAUCUGUUCUAAGGUUCUAGCAGGAAGUGCACCACAAGGUAUACUGGAUGAUGUGCAGAUGGUUCUAGACGAGGAGGCAGAGGUGUUUGUUGUGAAGAUGUGGAGGUUACUAAUCUAUGAAAUAGAAGCAAAGAAGUUGGGUUUAAUGAAGUGAAAAUAGGCGGCCACAAUUUAUGAAACUUGUGAUACAUCACUACCAGCCACUCACAAAUUUUGUAUAGUAGGUGCAGUUACACUUAAACAUGCACAUUACUAUAAUUUCAAGUUACUCUUGUUAGGCAUGGAAGUGUUGUUUUAAGUGUCCGUAAGUGCAUCUACAUCAUGCACGUUCUGCAGGGAUGUUCUUCCGGGACCUGUACAAUGUAGCUCUGAGAUGGUGGACUGUGUAAUUUCACUGGUAUCAAGAAUUUUAAUCUCAGCUUGCUGCUACAGGGUCUUUCAACAUGUGAAUUGUAACUGGUUGCCAUAUAUAAGUAAAGGAGUUAACUUCUGAAAUGUAGUGGGAUUUUAUUUUUGUAAAUAAGCUCUGUUUCAACAGUGUGCUUUCACUGAAGAAAAUAAACUAAAAGACAUAUUUUUUUUUAUUAGGAGCGUUUGGAAGGGAGUGUACGGUAAUGAUUAUCUUGUUGUAGUGUCAGUAAAUUACUGUAGUUUGUAUGUUUCCUUUGGAAAAUGACUCUUUCUUUGUACUUGUUUUAGUGAAUUCCAAUGUCAUAUUUACUUCCUGGAAGGGAGCUGUGUUGCAGCAGCUAUGUAUCCAUUCUAUAAAUACUGUAUAGUAAUACAACACUGAUACUGUGA